AUGCGCGCUAGUUAGCAGUAAUAAGUAGUGAACAGUAACAAUAAUAAUGCAAUUAGCAAAGAAUACAACAACUUAGAAAAGUAAAUUGAAAAGGUUAUGGAAUGUAAAAUUCUCCCUGAAGCUGAAGUCAAAUCUAUAUGUGAAAAAGUGAGAGAAAUUUUGAAGAAUGAACAAAAUGUUUAAAAUGUAAAAGCUCCUGUAAUGGUUUGCGGUGAUAUACAUGGAUAAUUUUAUGAUUUGAUGGAAUUAUUUGCUAUAGCAGGAAAAUUACCUGAAACUAAUUAUUUAUUUAUGGGUGAUUAUGUAGAUAGAGGUUAUCAUAGUAUUGAGUGUGUUACUCUUUUGUUCUUGUUGAAAAUUAGAUAUAAAGAUCGUAUAACAAUUUUAAGAGGCAAUCAUGAAAGCAGAUAAAUUACAUAAAGCUAUGGCUUUUACGAUGAAUGUUUAAGAAAAUAUGGAAAUUAUAAUGUAUGGAAUUAUUUUACUGAAACUUUUCAUUACCUUCCAAUUACUGCAUUGGUAGAAGGAUAAUUUUUUUGCCUUCAUGGUGGCUUAUCUCCUAGUAUUGAUACACUAGAUCAUAUAAGAUAAAUAGAUAGAAUAUAAGAUGUUCCUAGUGAGGGUGCAAUGUGUGAUUUAUUAUGGUCAGACCCUGAUGAUAGAUCAGGUUGGGGUAUGUCACCAAGAGGUGCAGGCUUUACUUUUGGAUAAGAUAUAUCUGAGUAAUUUAAUCAUGUGAAUGAUAUAAAAUUAAUUGCUAGAGCACAUUAACUAGUCUUAGAAGGUUAUUAAUAAACUCACGAUAAAAAUGUUGUAACAGUUUUUUCCGCACCUAAUUAUUGCUAUAGAUGUGGUAACUAAGCUGCUUUUAUGGAAUUAGAUGAGCAUAUGAGAAUGACAUACAUUUAAUUUGACUCUGCUACAAAUGAUGAUGGAGGUAGAGUGAAUAAAAGAGUUCCUGAUUAUUUUUUAUGA
Messenger RNA from Tetrahymena thermophila SB210, 975 nucleotides. Its product is annotated as serine/threonine protein phosphatase 2A. The record is from RefSeq and is a predicted model, not a curated record. The transcript has 8 exons. Gene Ontology annotation, molecular function: protein serine/threonine phosphatase activity. Gene Ontology annotation, biological process: mitotic cell cycle; peptidyl-serine dephosphorylation. Gene Ontology annotation, cellular component: cytosol. NCBI's taxonomy places the organism in Eukaryota, Ciliophora, Oligohymenophorea, Hymenostomatida, Tetrahymenidae.